AUGGCGGCGCUUGCUUCGCUUUUCCUGAAAUUCCUUCUGCAAAGUUCGGUGGGUCAACCCAUUCCGGAUGGAUUGCUGACGGAACCCAUCAGGGACUUGCCUCAACUGGAACUUUGGAUCCGCGAGGGCAAACAGCAACAAGAUGCGGAUAAUCCGUAUGUCCAGUGGUUCCUACGUCGAUCGCAAAAGCCCUUGUGUGUCGUGGCGUACGAGGAGAAUCAGGAUUGGAUUGGGGACCCAUUCGGGAGGGAUAACCUGGCGAUGGUGAUGAGUUUAAGCCAUCUGACUUCCAAUCGCGGACCAGCUGCGCCUAAUCAGAGAGCGGGUGUAUUCUUUUAUAUACUAGAAGACCAGACGCGGGACUUGUCCCUCGAGGAACAACUUCUCUUGGAGAAUUGCUGCCGUACUUUGUGGAUGAUGCACAAAAUAUAUAAUCGCUUCUUUUUAACCGGACAGAGUGUUUGGAUCUAUAAUCCCUUCCAGCGUCGUGGCUUGGCCUUUGGACGAUUAGUUCGAUAUUUUGGAACGGAACCCUUGAAUAAACUGCUUUUUCACGACAUGGGUGGCUAUCCAAUGCGGAUUCAGAUGUUUAAAUCAGUGUAUACGCGACCGGAAGUGGACAAGGAGACUGGCUUGCUGGUGGGUAUUACAGGAGCGGACUUCCUUGUGGCCCAAAUGCUCAGAGAGCGACUGAAUUUUACCAUGUUAUUACAGCAGCCCGAUAAAAAUUACUUUGGAGAGCGCAAUUCCAAUGGAACAUACAAUGGCGCCAUAGGAUCGAUCAUCAACGAUGGCCUGGAUAUCUGUCUUACGGGAUUCUUCGUCAAGGAUUACCUUGUGCAGCAGUACAUGGACUUUACCGUGGCCGUCUACGACGACGAGUUAUGCAUAUAUGUUCCAAAAGCGAGCAGAAUUCCACAAUCGAUUCUCCCGAUCUUUGCUGUGGGCUAUGACAUUUGGCUGGGAUUCGUUUUGACCGCAUUCGGCUGCGCCUUGAUUUGGCUAACUCUGAGGGCUAUCAAUCUGAAGCUUAGGAUUGUGCAUCUUCGGAAUCGGCGCUUGCUGAAACAGGCCCUGGACAUAGUGGUUGACACCUGGGUAGUUUGGGUCCGGGUUAAUCUAUCUCAUUUGCCGGCGAGCUACGCAGAAAGGAUGUUUAUCGGUUCCCUGUGCCUGGUCAGUGUGAUUUUCGGUGCCAUUUUCGAGUCCAGUCUGGCCACAGUCUACAUACAUCCAUUGUACUACAAGGAUAUAAAUACCAUGCAGGAGCUGGACGACAGUGGCCUGAAGGUGGUCUACAAAUACACAUCCAUGGCGGAUGAUUUAUUUUUCAGCGAGACCUCCCCGCUGUUUGCCAGUCUUAAUAGUAAGUUAACCUGGAACCGCAACCUCCACGCCGAUGUAAUCGAAGAGGUAGCAAACUAUCGCGUCCAGGCCGGGGUCUCCAGAUAUACGUCUCUGGUGCUCGAGUCCUCUCGCUUCAUAUUGCUCCGCCAGAUUUGGGUGGUUCCAGAGUGUCCCAAAUAUUAUACGAUUUCGUAUGUGAUGCCCAGGGACUCUCCAUGGGAGAAUGCUGUGAAUGCCCUGCUCCUGAGGCUUUUGAGCACGGGCUUUAUUGUUAAAUGGAUACAAGAUGAGAAAUCAAGGGUCGACAUUAAGAUGCGACUCAGUAUCCUAGAGGCUGAGUCUGAGUCGGAUCUCCUUCGGGUCUUAACUAUUCGAGAUCUUCAGCUGGCGUUCUAUGUGGUUCUUGGGGGAAAUCUGCUCGCCUUUUUUGGCUUCAUUGCAGAGCGAAAACUAUUUAGAAAGUAAGGUUAACUUUAACUUUAACUUUAACUGCUGCUUAUCAUAAUUUCAAGGGGAUAUAUAAAUAUGUGAACGGUCAAAACUUUUUACCGUGAAUUUUUUUGUAGGAAAUAGUCAAGCAAUCAUCAUGAAACUUUGAAGAUAGUUACAAAUUGAAUCGGAGAUAAUAAAAAAAAAGUGUUACUUAUAAACAA
Molecule: messenger RNA, 2000 nt
Organism: Drosophila kikkawai
Lineage: Eukaryota; Metazoa; Arthropoda; Insecta; Diptera; Drosophilidae
Gene: Ir10a
Product: Ionotropic receptor 10a
Source: RefSeq, a predicted model, not a curated record